Molecule: messenger RNA, 204 nt
Organism: Paramecium tetraurelia
Lineage: Eukaryota; Ciliophora; Oligohymenophorea; Peniculida; Parameciidae
Exons: 1
Source: RefSeq, a predicted model, not a curated record
AUGUCCAACUACUUUAUUAUUCAUCUCAGGUUUUAAAGAGAAUCAAAUCUUUAAUUAGUGGUUAAGCAGCAUAUAUUGUACCUGGCGUUUGUUAAAAAGAUGAUGUUAAGAUAUCGAAUAUACCGUACAUUCGAAUAUUUUCUGGGGUUCCAUAAUUACAUUAAUACUAUUCAGCAAAUCAGGUUGAGAAGUAUAAUUUAAUGA